Messenger RNA from Chenopodium quinoa (quinoa), 2096 nucleotides. RefSeq lists its product as uncharacterized. The transcript is spliced from 3 exons. The coding region runs from base 7 to 375 and encodes 122 amino acids. The record is from RefSeq and is a predicted model, not a curated record. NCBI's taxonomy places the organism in Eukaryota, Viridiplantae, Streptophyta, Magnoliopsida, Caryophyllales, Amaranthaceae.
CAUGCUAUGACUAUUUCAGCAUGGAAUGAUCUCACUGGGAAACCUUGUGAUGCUCUAAAUAAUUGGGCUGAGAAAUUUAAUGUUGUUGGUUUUACUGCCCUCAAGACCCGACACACACGAGGAUUCACUCUGAAUACAACCAUGUCCACCAAAAUCAUUCUAAAUCCCAAAGGAGCACGAACAGAUCUGCUUCGAGAAUGGGUUAACUUAUAUCAGCAUGUAUUGCAAGAUAGGCAAGAAAGGAUUCUGAAUGUCAGAUACCCAAGCACUGAAAAGAAAGUUGUGACAAUAGCUGAGCUGAGAAGUAAAAAAGGUCCUCAAUUCACUGAACUUAUUAUACAUGGGAAAAAAAAACUUAUAAUACAUAGCAUUUAGGACAGCUAUAUAUUUGCCUAUUUAGUAAUACCUUGUUAACAACAUUGAUGCAGGCAGCUAAUGCAACACCAGAUGAAGUUGCUUGGAUCAAAGUCACAAUUCCAGAGGCUGACUUACAGAGAGUGAAUGCAUACAUAGGGUGUCUUGGCUGUGGAAAGCGGUCACACCUUGCACUUGGGACUCGCUUCCCUUGCAUUUCUUGCAGGAAGGCAGACACUACUGCUGCCCAUAAGUAUACUUUUAGCCCACAGUUUAGUUUUUUAAAAACCUCUAUAAUUAUUAUACAUAAACUAACACUUUGUUCACCUGGCAUGUGUACUGUUAUAGAGUUACUUUCAAUUUCGAAGCUGUUGAUGACACUGGUACAAUGUCAUUUACAACUUUUAGCGAUGAUACAGAGAAACUUUUCCAAAAGACAGCAGCUGAAAUUUGGGAUAUGAAAAUCAAUGUAAGGAAUCCCAUCACUGUUAUGAUCUUUAACGUUGUGCAGUUUUUAAAAUUUUUCCAGCUUUGUAUAUGCUUUUGUGAGUAUAAUUGUUCAUCAUGAUAUGCAUGUACCGAUUAUUAUAAAUUCCAAAAAAAAAAAAAAAAGGGAAGGAAGGACUGUUUGAUUACAAUACUUUCUGUUACUUAGUCUUUUAUUCUCCAAAAAAAAAAAGGGUAAAUAAUUUUGCCUUCUUCACAUGCUAUAUACUGAUUAUUUAUGCAUGGUCAUGAACAUUAUGGGGAAAUUGGGAGGCUUUUAAAGCUGUACAAGACAGGCUAUCAGUGGAGCCUUUUUUCAUUCAAGUAACUCCGACUCUAGAGUUAGCAAGGAAUAAUGUUCUAUUAUGGACACUGAAAUCUGUCGAUGUCGAAGGUGCACCAACGAGCAACAAUGUGCCAGGUUCAUCAUCUUCUAAUCUGAACAGACAUCAGUUCCCUUCUACAGCUGGUAAGGGACUGCCAGCACCACAAAUGAUCGGAACUGAUGUUGCACCAGCUGCCACAUCUAAGGACCAUGGUAAAGUACCCGCUGUUCCUAACUUAGAAGGUGAUACUGAUUACAGUGAAGAGAACACGGAAAAAACCUGAUGAGGUUCUUGCUGAAAUAGCCCAGUUUCAUGAGUUCAAACUAGCUUCCCAAGCAUUUGAGAGAGAUUGCUUUGAUGUCUCAUUCCAGCCAGCAACUACGGGCAUCACAAUUUCUGAAGCACCAACACCAGUGACAGACCUUCCUACAUGGGCCACUCUUGGUCGCACUCGUAGCAAAGCUAAGAACAAAGAGCCAAUGGAAGCUAAUGAUGCGCAGGAGUCGGAUGAUGAAGACCAGGGUCCAAGGAAGAAACUCCAAACAGCCCUUUUCAAAGAGAAUGCAGAAAAAGACAAGUAACAACCAGGAAUCACCUUGAAGUCUCCCUACCAGCUUGCAUGUGAAGCCAGUUUAAGAAGUAUAAGUAUUUGCCUCCUUUUGCUUUUAAAGUAUUAGAAUGAAUCAAGUACUAUAGUAUGGUACAUUGCUAGGGUUAAGGUCAGGUAUCUUUUGGAUGUUUAGAAAGAACAUUUUGCACAUCGUGUGUUCUCUAUAAACAUCAGCUGUAUAUACAGCACUAAGCUUUGUAGUAGCACCUAAUCUGCAGUUAUGUCUUAGAAAGCCUUCUAUUAUGUACAUAGUACUAGCAAAAUAAGUAUGAUGUAUUAACUUGUAUCCUUAAAUCAGGAUGCUUAUCUAUAAUAUAACU